Molecule: messenger RNA, 980 nt
Organism: Rattus norvegicus (Norway rat)
Lineage: Eukaryota; Metazoa; Chordata; Mammalia; Rodentia; Muridae
Gene: Tomm20
Product: translocase of outer mitochondrial membrane 20
Exons: 5
Coding region: 111-548 (145 amino acids)
Biological process (GO): protein targeting; protein import into mitochondrial matrix; intracellular protein transport
Cellular component (GO): cell periphery; mitochondrion; sperm midpiece
Molecular function (GO): mitochondrial signal sequence receptor activity; transmembrane protein transporter activity
Source: RefSeq, marked provisional
GUCUGGACUGCAGACAGGCGGCAGCGAGAGACCGGCGAGCUCCGAUCGGUCGGAGCUAACCGCUGCCAGGCGGGCUGCCGCGGCCCCGCACACGCCCCAGUCGAGCGAAGAUGGUGGGCCGGAACAGCGCCAUCGCCGCGGGCGUGUGCGGUGCCCUCUUCAUAGGGUACUGCAUCUACUUUGACCGCAAAAGGCGGAGUGACCCCAACUUCAAGAACAGGCUUCGAGAACGAAGAAAGAAACAGAAGCUUGCUAAGGAGAGAGCUGGGCUUUCCAAGUUACCUGAUUUAAAAGAUGCUGAAGCUGUUCAGAAAUUCUUCCUUGAAGAGAUACAGCUUGGUGAAGAGUUAUUAGCACAAGGUGACUAUGAGAAGGGUGUGGACCACCUGACAAAUGCAAUCGCUGUGUGUGGACAGCCUCAGCAGUUGCUGCAAGUGUUACAACAGACUCUUCCACCACCAGUGUUCCAGAUGCUUCUGACCAAGCUUCCAACCAUUAGUCAGAGAAUUGUCAGUGCUCAGAGCUUGGCUGAGGAUGAUGUGGAAUGAGCCAGACACCAACAUGAUAAAAUCUCAGUAAAAUGAUAACAGUUAGCUGCAGGCUGCUCUGCUCGGGGGGAUAAGGGCAAACUGUGCUUGUCAUGAACUGUCUCACACUGACAUCUCCAAAGUGAACCUGAACUUUGGUAGAGCCAUUGUCUGUUCUAUUUAUUUUUCCAGUGAGAAGUAUUUUGAUAGCUUUUCAUUUUAUAAAUACACUGCGUUAACCAAAAGAUCAUGGAUUUCGUUUGUUCUUGACAUGCAGUUCAAUGUAAAUACAGUAGUAUUAGGUAGAGACUCCUGGUGAUUUUAAAGGAUUGGAAAAGACUGAGGAAUAGUUGAAUAAUGCACAUUUUAAAGACUAGAACAUUUUAUUGUACGUUGUAAAAUUGAGUAGAAACUUGUGUUUGUGAAAACUGAGCAUUAAAACCUUACAGAGAC